AUGUUUCCUGUCACAAUCAUCUUUCCAUCCUUAGUAUCCCUGUGUUACGAAGUGAACAAUUACCAGAGAAAAGGUAUUCAUUGUACUCAGGUAUUAACAAAGAACACUCGAGAUCUUUUUUACAGCUACGAUGUCAUUACGAUAAACUUCUCAGCGCUUUUCAAUGUCCUUGCUAUUAUUAUCACCGUCGCUUCGGCCGACUUUGGCUCAUCUUUAAGCGCUGCUACUGGUGGCAGUAACAAUGAAGGUGGAGUCUUGAUAUUCUUACCAAUACGCUCAAAAGUGGUAUCCUUACCAGCAGCGACGUUAUUUUUCAAGACCACUGGUGCUUCUGUCAACUCUGAAUAA
This is a messenger RNA of Zychaea mexicana, 348 nucleotides long. RefSeq lists its product as uncharacterized. The record is from RefSeq and is a predicted model, not a curated record. The coding region runs from base 1 to 348 and encodes 115 amino acids. NCBI's taxonomy places the organism in Eukaryota, Fungi, Mucoromycota, Mucoromycetes, Mucorales, Lichtheimiaceae. The transcript is spliced from 3 exons.